This is a messenger RNA of Salvelinus fontinalis (brook trout), 6532 nucleotides long. Its product is annotated as integrin alpha-M-like. Gene Ontology annotation, biological process: cell adhesion mediated by integrin; cell-matrix adhesion; cell-cell adhesion. Gene Ontology annotation, molecular function: integrin binding. The record is from RefSeq and is a predicted model, not a curated record. Lineage: Eukaryota; Metazoa; Chordata; Actinopteri; Salmoniformes; Salmonidae. Gene Ontology annotation, cellular component: external side of plasma membrane; integrin complex. The transcript has 30 exons. Bases 119 to 3541 code for a protein of 1140 amino acids.
UCCAAAUAAAGUGUUAACCGAAGCCAUUUCCUCUUUAUCAAGUUCCUCUUCUCAAACUGGCACAAUCUUAAGAUCUCAGAACUCAGACCUCUCCUUCCAUUUGCGUGUUCAUGGAAGCAUGACAAUGGAUUGGAUAAUACCCCUUUCAUUCUACUUAUCAGGUGCUUUGGCUUUUAACAUUGACCCAGUUGCUUGGAAGUAUGUCAGCAAACCUGCUGCUGCUGGGUUUGGAUACAAGGUGGUACAGAAUAGCCCAGAAAGGUUGCUUAUAAGUGCCCCCCUGGAGGAGUAUACGCAAAAUAGGAGGGGACAGGUUUACCAAUGUCUGGUCAGAGAUUCAUCUUGCAAACCAUUGUCAAUACAAGUGCCCAGUCAUGGGAUCAAUAUGUCUCUUGGUUUGUCAAUGACAAUGAAUCCAGAGUCACUAAACACCAUGGUAUGCGGACCAACCAUCCCAAGAGAGUGCAAAACCAUCACCACCUACAACGGGAUGUGCUUUGAAAUUUACCCAAUUCUUAAUGUGAGACAACCUGUUCCUUCAUCUCUGGAAGAAUGUCCUGGACAAACAGACAUAGCCUUUCUAUUGGAUGGUUCAGGAAGUGUUGACGGAAGUGAUUUUGUAAAAAUGAAAACCUUCGUGAAAGAUCUGAUCAGGGAAUUUCUGGGAAGGGAUACUAAGUUUGCAGUUGCACAAUAUUCAACCGAUUGCACUAUACAUUUUGACUUAAAAACUUUUGAUGUCAUGAAUUGGGAUGAUCAAGUGAAUAGAAUUCGUCAACAACGUGGAUGGACUUUCACGGCAGCAUCCAUCCAAAAAGUUGUCCAAGAUGUCUUUUCAACGAGUAAGGGAUCCAGACCAAAGGCAAAGAAGAUCUUGAUAGUCAUUACAGAUGGAGAAUCAAAUGACAGCGAGAUGCUGGGGAAGGCAGCCUCUGAGGCUGAAGCAAAAAACAUUAUUCGAUUUGCCAUUGGGGUGGGCGGAGCCUUUUCUAAGCCCUCAGCAAGAAACGAGUUACAAACAAUUGCCUCCUCUCCACCAAUCAACCACGUGUUUCAAGUGGGCAGCUUCCAAGCACUUGGCCAAAUCAAGAAUACAUUACAGAACAGCAUUUUUCCUAUUGAAGGAUCUCAGACUACUGGGGAAUCUAUACAGAUGGAAAUGGCCCAGGAGGGAUUCAGUGCAGCAUACGUGCCAGCGGGAGGAUUCCAGAUGGGAUCUGUUGGAGCCUUCCAAUGGAGGGGGGCUUACCAGGAAUACACAGGGAGCACUUUAAACCCUACACCACAACAGAGUCUGAACAUGGAACCAGAUAGCUAUAUGGGGUACUCCAUAGCAGUUGCUAGGACACAGAGUCGCCAGUUUACCAUUUUAGGUGCUCCAAGAUUUAAACACACUGGACGAGUGGUGGUUCUUCCGUCCAAAGACACAGACAAGCCGAUAGAAUUUUCUGGACAGAUUGGCGCUUAUUUUGGGGCAGAGGUCUGUGCGAUGGAUGUGAAUAAAGACUCAUAUAGCGACCUAGUCCUCAUAUCAGCUCCGAUGUUCACAGACAGAGACAGAGAGGGCAGGGUAUAUGUCUGUACCAUCAGUGACAGGUCUGGGGUGGCCUGUCAAUUAGUUGCUGAGAUGACACUGGUGGGGGAUGCAGGACAGAUGGGCAGGUUUGGAACUUCUCUUGCCCCACUGCCUGACCUGAAUAUGGAUGGAUUUAAUGAUUUAGCUGUCGGAGCACCUCUAGAGAAUGAUGGUCAAGGAAGUGUCUACAUAUUCCAUGGGACGAGAAGUGGAAUCAGCAAAAUCAAAUCUCAGAGAAUUUCAGCCUCAGAUGUACAGCCUGGAUUAAAGUAUUUUGGACUGUCCAUCAGUCAGACUUCCCUGGACAUGAGUUCGGACUCUCUCCCAGACUUGGCCGUGGGAUCAAAUGGGGCUGUUCUCUUACUCAGGUCCAGGCCUAUAGUAACAUUGACGGCACAAGUUUCCUUCAACCCAGCCAAAAUCCCCACCAUCCAGUCGGACUGCAGUACACCCCUGAGAAACAGUGCUGAAGUCUGUUUCACCAUGACCAGACAAACAACAGACACAAAAGAUCUUCAAGCAAAGAUUAACUAUACUUUAACUCUGGAUGUGACCCGCCAAGCUCCAAACUAUCGUGCUUAUAUCGGUCCAAAGAUACGGGAGGAAACGAAAACUAUUACAUUAAGACUUCAAAAGCAAUGCUUCUCUCAUAACUUCUUUAUUGAGGCUUGCCCAGAGGACUCCCUCAAUGAACUGUCCAAUGAACUUGACUUCACAUUUGAAGGGUUGCCAACAACAUCUCUUGGUGGCCUCAGCCCUAUCCUUUCCCCGCAGUCUCCGACUACAACAUAUCAUCCUUUAGGUUUUGAGAUCAACUGUGGCGCUGAUAACAACUGCAUUGACAACCUGAAAGUGGAUUUUAAUUUCACUAGGUCUUCAGAGGUGAGGGUUGGCAUAGAUGAGGUGAUAAAUGUGACAGUGUCAGUCGAGAGCAGGGAAGAGAACUCUUACAACAGCCACGUUAUUCUCACAUACCCUGCAGGACUUUCAUUCAGGAAGUUCAUAAUACUCCAGGGAAGAGUGGAGUGUAACUCAUCAGACAGUGACGGAAAUGUAAUGUGGGGCCAAAGUGACUGCACCAUUGACAAGCCAAUCUUCAAAAGCAAUUCUAAGGCUCUCUUUGUCAUUUCCUAUGGGAUUGAUAGAAACACAAAAUUUGGCCAAAUGAUGGAAUUCACUGCUAAUGCCUCAAGUGGGAAUACACACUCGCGAGAGAGUGAACUUUUCAAAGUGAAAGAGAUUGGUGUGAAAUACAGCAUUUAUGUUGUGAUUAAAAGAAAUGAAGAUUCAACGAGUUAUGUUAAUUUCACUGCCGGGAAAAAUGAUUUGCAGAAACAUGUGAAACAAUCCUUUGAGGUUGAAAAUUAUGAAAGAGGCUUCAAUAUUACUGUGAUAAUCAAGGUGCCAGUGAAGCUUGGUGACAAAGACAUCUGGGCUGAUCCAAAGGGUAUACAGAUUCAAGGUUGUCAAAGACACAAGGAUGAAGAACCUACUGCCACAGAGUUUGUGGACAGGCUGCAGAAAAAUCACGCUGUGGACUGCUCUGUCGCAAAGUGUGGGGUGUUCAUGUGCAAAAGCUUCAUUAGAAAUUUGGAUCGUAACUCUUACAACAUCACUGGUAACCUCAGCUCUGGAUGGAUAGAACAGAUUGGUCUGGAGUCUGCCCAGUUCAACUUGGUCAGCAGUGCCACUGUAGAUUAUGACAGAAACCAAUACAUCUAUUAUUCUUCGGACUCCAAAAAUAACCCACCUAUACAAAAGAUUGAAACUCAGGUGGAGGUGUAUCCUGAGGUUGACCUCACAAAGGCGGUCAUUGGGGGUGUUGUGGGAGGUCUGCUGCUGUUAGCUUUGAUCACAGCUGGGCUUUAUAAGGCUGGGUUUUUCAAAAGCCAGUUGAAGCAGAUGAUGCAGGAUACAUCAGAAGAUGGACCAGGGGCUGAUGGAGAAGCUGCCUCGCCUGAAUAACAGCAAACAAUUGGACUUGCUCACUGAGUGUGUACAAUUAUUGAAGGGGAAGUUCAAGAUUUUACAACUUGAUGUUAGAUGGUUCCUCACCGAAAAAGUAAUCUAUGGGUCAGGAAAAACAGUAAUCCAUGGUUCGGUUUUCUGUAAAUCUACUACAAACUUCAGAUAACUUGAGCCACUGCUAACAAAAAAACGAUGCUAGUGAUAGAUGCAAUCGUGCAAUUUAGAAAUGUUACGGGCCAAAUCAACUUCAUAGUUGGUUUUUCGUAAGUUAAUAAACCAUUACCGCAUAAUGUUACCAUGUGGCAACAUAUCAUUUCUCUUUGCCCCCUUACUUCCCUAAAUGAAAAAAUACACCAUGGCCUUUUAACUAGAUAAUAACUAGCUACCACGCAAAUAACUAGCUAAGAGCUAGUUAUUAAUUUGCUCCAUAAAUGAUUCUCAUAAAACAAUCAUCUUUACAUCUCCCCCCUCCCCCCAAAAAGAUAACAUAUGGCCAAGAUAACAUACAACUUUAUUUACACAUGCAUGGCUAAUACAAUUAUUUUUAUAUGUAUAAUAUUAUAAUAUCCAUUACAUAAAUAUAUAAUAGGGCUAGAUUGAAUACUUUUUUAAAGAAAACAUAUUUUCAGAAAGUGUGAAGGAAUAAAACAAUACAAUUAUAAUUCAAACACCUCAUUUUUAUUAAAAAACCCAAUUAUUCAUGAUAUUAGUAGUUGCAGAGUAAUACCGUUGUCGCACAGUGUUUCUAUAUGGCAACAUACAUUUAAAUAAACCUUUUUGUUUUAUUUGUUUAUUUGAGGCCAUUUGAAGUGAUAAAAAAAAUGGAAGUGGUAGGGGGCAUGGUUCUGUAAUAAUGCAUGCAGUAAAGGGUGAUUUGGCCAUUUUAAAUCCUUUGCACAAUUGCCCCUAUCACUUCCAUUGAUUGUUAGCUAACAAUGACUAAAGUUAGCUGAAGUUUGUAGUGUGUGUUUUUAGGUUACUGUAGUUUCACAGAAUCAAUCUGAUUACAACAUAAUUUAUGGGUUGACAGUAGGGUUGACCCACAUUCAGUCACUUUUUGACUGCACCCCUUUUGAUUUGAACAAAAUAUUCCAUACAUGUUUGCCCAUUAUAUAAGUGGUCAGAAACUACUUUUUGGACCUGAAUUGAAAAACAUUCUGGAGGUGCUCAAAGUUGACCCAUUUUUCAUACCCCAGCCUACAAUGAGACAUCCAUAUCUUCAUCACUGAAAAAUAUAAACGUUUGAGUUUGAUAUAAUUUGGGAACAUAUUAACAGGGUUAUCAAACUAUUUUAUAAUUUCUAGAAAAAAAGUAUUUGUCAACUAUAAAAAAAAAAUCCUUAAACUAAAAUGUUUUUCUCACAUAAUUUGCAUCUUAGAACCUGUUGUACAUAAAACAUAAUCUGAGGUGUUUAAAUUGUGCCCACCAUCAGUUGAGACACAGCAUACUGUUGAAUACAGUGUGGGUUUCAUUUCAAUCAUAUACAUAGUAUUCAUAGAAUGGGCCUAUGCCUUUUGACCACUGCAUUUAAGCUGGUACACCAUUGACAUUUUAAUUGAAUUAACAUUUUAACUUCCCAUUAUUACCAAAAAGAUGGCCACUGGUCCAGCCCUGUUGAAUGUUAACUUGAAUGGGAAUGUCUAUUCUAUUAUCUAUAUUUCUGGGAUUUCAAUAGGUUUCCUAUGGAAGAUUGACAACAGAAUUUAGAAUAAUGGAUAUUCCCAUUCAAGUCAACAUUAUUUGAUGGGUGGACCCGGAACCAUGUUUGUGGUACCAUUUGAAAGAUACAAUUUCAAUUUCAUUCACAUUUUAAUAUGUAUGGAAUUUUUUUUUCAAAUCUAAAGAUUUGAAAAUUGUAUAUUUACUGUAUUUUUACUGCUACUCAGUAGCCAGUGUUUACUGUAAUAUAUAAUAAUUAUAGAUGAUUUAGAACAGUCUGAGAAACCUUUAGCAAAUGCAGAAAUGUAUUCUACCCAAUAAAUCUGUGGCCAAUCACUGCCAUGCCCAAAAAGCAGAACAUUUCAGGUCACUGGCAACCAGAAGGUUGUAAGUUCAAAUCCCAGUAGAGGUUGAAUCCCAAAUGGCAUUUUACAGCAAUAACAUCUUAAUUCAGGUGUAAAAAACAUGUAUAAAAAAAUAUUGUAAUUUCAGAUGUUUGAAGCUUGUUUACAAAACUGAAAGUAAAAGAUGCAAAAACGACGCUUAAGAACGGGACGCAAAGAAAUAGCGCACAUAGAACACAUAUACCACUUCUUAGACUUGCUUUCAAUGAUAAUGACAGAUCUAUAACUCACUUUUCUAUGUGAAUUUGGUCAGGUCGCCCAAAAAGUUACAUAUUGCAGUUUUAAAUUAGGAAUCUUGCAGCUUUAAUUGAAUUUUAAAAUUUCUUAUGAAAACUUCUGGUAUUUGUAUGGCACAGACAUUGUGCUACAUAGUAAAUGUUUUUUUUUAUUGUUCUUCACAUUUAAUAGACACAGUAACUAGAUAGCUUGCUUUAAAUUCAUCCCCUAUCCUUGUGCUACUGGGAAACCAAUGAUCAUGUUCAUAAUUCCCUCCAAAAAUGAAUGAAUCCAAUAUUCCAAAUGGCAAGAUAUCCAUCUGUUGGAAGAUUGGAUUCAUUUUUGGAGGGAAUUAUGGACAUGAUCUUUGGUUUCCAAUUUGCACAAUGAUAGGGGAUGAAUUCGCAAUAGCUUAGAGCUUACAGUACAUGUCAUGAGUUAGUUUAGUUUAUUGAAACAUACCAAACAUGAAAAUAAAUGUAAAUAUUUCUACAAAAUGAACUAACUGCCAAAAAAAGCUAAACAUUUCUUGCAUUUAUGAUAAAUAAUCAUUUUCACACUUAGUUUGAUUUAACAAUAUACAAUUAUUAUAUUUAACAGACAACAUCAGUUAAAGAAUAGAAUGUAUGGUAGCUUAUGUUCGUUGUGUACUUUACAGCUGUACAACUGAUGCUUAACAUGGCUUCAUUAAUUAAAAGUAUACAGUGCA